ACUUUUGACACUUCAAAACAUUUUAACACUUUAAACCAGAACUUUCUAAAGAUGGCGCACUACUUACUUAAACUUCUUUUGAUGACAUUCGUUGCAAUCGUCAAUGGCGAUUUACUUUUUAUGUAUGCAGAGAGUAGCAAAAUCUCAAUUUGGAAGACUUCAUCGGUUUUCAAAAUCAAGGAGAUAACAGUUAGUCAUUACGACAGAAUAUAUCUUGCGCCACACUACAAAGAAGACCUUAUAUUUUACGCCUACGAAAAAAAACUCUACAGAAUACAUUUAGUUGAUGAAAACGGCAACCGAAAAAUUUCUGGAAAAGGUGAAUUGCUUAUAAACCCUUCUGCAGAUCACAAGGAAAUAUUAUUUGCUACAUUAAGUUCAGGAAUCACAGGAAUACAAGUCGAUGGAUUUAACAAUAAACUCUAUGUUUCGACAUAUAACGAAAUACUGCAAUUCGAUUUAGAAGUUAAAAAUGAAGUCAAAAUUGUGGUCAAACAGUCAGCAUUGAAUAAUAUAUAUUUUUACCAAGGGUUGCUUUAUUUUAAUAAUGAUAGUGGUAUUUUUCGACUAAAUCCAAACGUUCAAAGCAAAAUUGAAACCUUGGUUUUCGCAAAAAACGUUUAUAUAAGUUCGGUAACAAUCGAUGAAGUACGGGGAAAACUUUUAUAUCGGCAAGGUAGCGAAGUCCGAAUGAUUGAUGUUAAUAUGACAGAAUCCUCCUACCCAGUAACCAAUCCGCAUAUUCUAUUGAGUGACAGUUCUGUUACUGGUGGAAUCGGACGACAAGAUGUGGCAGCAAACGAUAGGGUAAUGAUCUGGCUGUCUGACGAGCAACUUUACCUUGGAGUGAUCAACUCAGAUUAUAGUUUCAUUACUAAAAAGAACAUUUACUUGUAUAGAAGUAAAAGUUACUCAUUUCGACCAUUUGAUAUUGUUAUGUUUCACCAUGUGUUUGAUCAAUCAGCUACAGCACCACCAUAUAGCAUUUUAAAAAUUUGCAAAUAAAUAUUGUAAAUAAAUUUAUAUUAUAAAUAAAUGUGUAUUAUAAAAAAAUGUAUAUUAUUUAAAAAAUGGUUUAACUGAUUUAAUC
Molecule: messenger RNA, 1090 nt
Organism: Hydra vulgaris (swiftwater hydra)
Lineage: Eukaryota; Metazoa; Cnidaria; Hydrozoa; Anthoathecata; Hydridae
Source: RefSeq, a predicted model, not a curated record